CUGGUGACGUCACUGGUGACAGCAGUGCUGAUAACAGUGACAGUCACGCAGCCAGCAGCAAUAGAAGAGAUGCGCGAAAACGAGGUCGUGUGACGUCACCGGCAGCAGAGUCAGCGCUGGAACCCGGGCCCCGACACCUCUCCGCCCCCGCUCCGGCUUACAUCAAGCUUUUCCCAGCAAUCCAAGAUGGCUUCUUCAUCCUCGUCUAACCUAGAAGAUGAAAGUCUAAAAGGCUGCGAAAUCUACGUGCAGAAGUUUAACAUCCAGCAAAUCUUGAAGGAAUGUAUCGUGAACCUGUGCAUUGCGAAGCCCGAUCGCCCCAUGAAGUUCCUGAGGGAACAUUUCGAGAAACUGGAGAAGGAAGAAUGCAAACAGAUAUUGGCUCAGCAGAAGUCAAACUCCCAGUCCGACUCUCACGAUGAUGAAAUCUCUCCACCGCCACCGAACCCUGUGGUUAAAGCCCGGCGCAGAAGAGGGGGGGUCAGCGCCGAGGUGUACACAGAGGAGGAUGCCGUGUCCUAUGUCAGAAAGGUUAUUCCGAAGGACUACAAGACCAUGACUGCCCUGGCAAAAGCCAUCUCCAAAAAUGUGCUGUUUGCCCACCUGGACGACAACGAGAGAAGUGAUAUAUUUGAUGCCAUGUUCCCCGUCAAUCACAUUGCUGGAGAGACUGUGAUACUACAAGGUGAUGAAGGCGACAACUUCUAUGUCAUCGAUCAAGGAGAAGCUGAUGUCUACGUGAAUGGAGAGUGGGUCACCAGCAUUGGAGAAGGAGGAAGCUUCGGAGAACUUGCAUUAAUUUAUGGAACCCCAAGAGCUGCAACUGUCAAGGCCAAAACAGAUCUUAAGUUAUGGGGCAUCGAUCGAGACAGCUAUAGACGUAUACUUAUGGGCAGCACACUGAGGAAGAGGAAGAUGUAUGAAGAGUUCCUGAGCAAAGUCUCCAUUUUGGAAUCCCUGGAUAAAUGGGAGCGUCUGACCGUGGCCGAUGCACUAGAACCUGUUCAAUUUGAAGAUGGAGAAAAAAUAGUGGUUCAGGGAGAGCCCGGAGAUGACUUCUUCAUCAUUACUGAGGGCACAGCAUCUGUUCUGCAGCGUAGAUCAGACAAUGAAGAGUAUGUGGAAGUGGGCCGACUGGGACCCUCAGACUACUUUGGUGAGAUAGCGUUGCUUCUGAAUCGUCCCAGAGCCGCAACCGUCGUCGCACGGGGUCCACUUAAAUGUGUCAAGCUGGACCGCCCGCGCUUUGAACGAGUUCUUGGACCAUGCUCAGAAAUCCUAAAGAGAAACAUUCAAAGAUACAACAGCUUCAUCAGCCUCACUGUUUAAUAUGCUCCACUAAGGCCGGUUUCACAUGACCGUAAUAUGACCACAUUUUAGCGUCUAUAUAUUACGAAUAGAAGACCCGGAACCCCACCAAUGGUUUUGAUGAACCACCAGAGGGCUCUAUGGUGAACUAAGUUAGAGCCGCAGGUAUGGGGGGGCGUCUUGUGGGCCACGCGGUCAAAAUAUGGACGUUAAAAUGUGCCUGUAUCGUCACCAUUUGAAACCAACCUAAGACACAUGCCACCUGUGUGUUACCACGUGCACUCAAGUCCGACCUGUCCAGUUCCAUAGCUUUAUAAAACAAAGGAAAUUGUGCAUUUCAAUGUAAUUUUUCUUUUCUUUUAUGGUCAUGUCACUGAUUUGAGUAAUGACACAUAUGUACAGCACUUCAUUUGGGUUGUUGUGUUACCACAAAUUUUAUGGGUUACCGGUCUGAGCAAGAAGACAACUGAAUUACCUAAACUUCAGCUGCAGGUUGAGAGAUGCUUUUCAUAUGAACUGAUGAUGGGAUUCCCGUAGCUGGGGGUCCCAAGCAGGAAAUCUUACCUUAACUUCUAAGGUCAGGGACAAACUUAGAGUCUAUUCCUCCGAUUCCACCUUUGUAAUAAAUAUUAAAGAGCCUAGGAGUCAACUUAACCCCUCCGAGUAACGUGUGUCCAAAUAUAAAAAACUGUAGACACCCCCCCCCCCCGACCAAAGUCCCUCCAUUUCAAUUGUUUUAGCAUGUUCUUGUGCUCUGCUGUUGUAGCACAUGUGACUGCUGAGGUCAUUAAUUGGCUGCAGCAGUCGCAGGAUCAUUCCACUUAUGAUCCAGUGGGGACCUGAAGUGGCCAGGAAGGAUGCUGCAGUGCUGGAACAGUUGGACUUUGAACAGGUGAGUGUAUUUUUUAUUUGGCCACUCGUUACUGGUUUACUCGGCUACUACGCUGGACACUCUUUAAGGGCUCAUGCACACAAACGUGUUUUUUUUUUGUCCGCAUCUGAUCCGCAUUUUUUGUGGGUCAGAUGCAGACCCAUUCACAUCAGUGUGGACACCGUGUUCUGUCCACACCCAUAUGUCCUUUCCGCCGCCCAGCUAAAAAAUAGAACGUGUCCUAUUUUGUCGGUUAUACGGAAAAGGAUAGGACAGUUCUAUAGAGAGCAGAACGUUCCGUUCUGCAAAGUGCGGAGCACAUGCAGCCUGGUCCGCACGUUGAAAACCGCAAAAACGGCAACAGUCAUGUUCAUGAGCCUUAAAGCUGUUUUCCAAGACUUACCAAUUGAUGACCUAUCCCAAAGAUGUAUAAAUAGGAGUUUGAGGGGGUGUCGAUCAGCUGUUGUCACUAGCUGCGGCGCUGGAACCAGCCUCAGUCGCUACACAAUGGACAGAGCUGUGUAACUGUGGUGCUGCAGCUUUCGAAAACAGCUGAUUGUCGGGAGUUGGAUCCCUCCGAUCUGAUAUUGAUGACCUAUCCUUAGGAUUUCCCUGUCCAUAUGUACUAUUAGUACAUAGAGGAGGGAACCAAAGCAGCUCUCACGCUGACAACCUUGGGGUAUCCAUCUGAGUGAUCACCUCUUGGGUAAAUAUAUGGCUUGCCAAUUCCUUUCCCAGGCAAAUCAACUGUUAGCCAGGAGUCUUAGGAUCGGGACCCCCAAAUAAAAUGGGUUGUCCUUGAUGACCGCUUAUUUAACAUGCCGGACUUGAGGAGAGAGAGCGUUUUCUCGAUUUAUGCAUAGGAUAUCCAACCUGUUAAUUAUAACAGAUACAGCUCCCAUAGAUGUAGAUCGUCAACCACUGUCCAAGGCUAGUCCCGAUGACUUACUUAAAAGGGUUUUCCAGGAUUAGAAAAAUAUGGCUGCCUUCUUCCAGAAACCGUGCCGCUCCAGUCCAUGGGUCUUGCCUGGUAUUGAAGCUCAGUUGAAAAGCCUGAAGAAAGGUUUUCCACUGUUUUUGAAAGAUAGAAGCCAUGUUUUUCUAGUCCUGGAGACCCCCUUUAAGUGUGUAUUUUUUUUAAUUUAGACUCCACAUUCUAUUUCUUCCUCUCCACAGAUUGCCAUUAGUACUUAUCAGGGAACAGAUGAGCAUUAUGGGACCACAUUUUGUUGAAUGUAUACGCCUCCUUUAAGAUAUAAUGUGGUUUGCUUUUGAAUUCCUUUAACUGGUUUUCAAUCCAAAAAUGCUUCUGUCAAUCAAUCCAUGCUGCGGCAAUUCGUCCAUCGAGACGUUAAUAAAGUGUAGAUCCAUUUUCAGUUCUAGAAUAAAUAUAGUAUGGAUAAAACCCACAAAAGUAAAACCUAUGGGUGACUAUGGACUGUACCCAUCGUGAGGGCAUAUUACUAUGAUUGAUGUCCAUAUUAUGGCUCUGUACAAGCUUCAAAAUGGCACCCAUCUAUGGGACCCUACCUAAAUUUCAUACUGACACACGUAAAAAAUUAUGGCAUUUUCCAUCCAAUGCCAUAUUCCAUACAUAUUCUCCCUUACAACCAUUGCUUCUAGGGGAGAGUAUUUCCAUAAUAUGACGCCAUGUAAAAGCACCACGUGGCAGGACAUGGAGUGUCUAUGGCUCCGUAGUGUGGAGUCUUGGGGACUUUGUGCGUCCCGCCAUGUAGGUUCCACGCUUGGCCAAAUGCCAUAAGCCUUUAGGCAGUACAUUCAGAUAUAUACUACUUGGUGGGGCUUUUUGGGUUCACGGGAAAUGUAGCCAUGUCUUGUCUUGCAUAUACCUCUAAGCUCAUAGAUCUAGGUUUUUGUAUAAUAAUUCUGGACACUUUUUUAAAUAAGUCAUUGUGAAAAUGAAAA
Messenger RNA from Bufo bufo (common toad), 4105 nucleotides. RefSeq names its product protein kinase cAMP-dependent type I regulatory subunit beta (gene PRKAR1B). The record is from RefSeq and is a predicted model, not a curated record. Bases 187 to 1329 code for a protein of 380 amino acids. Gene Ontology annotation, biological process: regulation of protein phosphorylation. NCBI's taxonomy places the organism in Eukaryota, Metazoa, Chordata, Amphibia, Anura, Bufonidae. Gene Ontology annotation, molecular function: cAMP-dependent protein kinase regulator activity. The transcript has 11 exons. Gene Ontology annotation, cellular component: cAMP-dependent protein kinase complex.